Macrosiphum euphorbiae (potato aphid) is the source of this 372-nucleotide messenger RNA. NCBI's taxonomy places the organism in Eukaryota, Metazoa, Arthropoda, Insecta, Hemiptera, Aphididae. The record is from the annotation of a GenBank genome assembly.
AUGAAUACUCUGGAAAACAGAGUGGAAAUUAAUGUUGGUUUCCAAAUUAAUAAUGGUGCACUUAAAUUUCUCUAUGGCGAUGAAGUUCAUGAUAUCAAGGAUGCUUCGACACAAUAUCAUUGUUACCUAGCAGAACCACAACAGAGGUACAAUUUUGAUCCAUUUGAAUGGUGGAAGUCACACGGAAAAAAAUAUCCUUUAGAAGCCGAUUUAGCAAAGAAAUAUUUGUCGAUCCCAGCGACAUCUGUAAGUUUAGAACCAAUUUUUUCAACUGCUGGGAAUGUAGUUACGCCCAAAAGGAACUGUCUAUCACCAGAAAAAUGUAUUAAUGUAUUGUGUCAAAAUCGUAAAUUAUUAUUACAGAACAUUUAA